Messenger RNA from Cololabis saira (Pacific saury), 769 nucleotides. It is a transcript of the gene glod5, whose product is annotated as glyoxalase domain containing 5. NCBI's taxonomy places the organism in Eukaryota, Metazoa, Chordata, Actinopteri, Beloniformes, Belonidae. The record is from RefSeq and is a predicted model, not a curated record. The transcript is spliced from 4 exons. The coding region runs from base 71 to 562 and encodes 163 amino acids.
AAGCUGCUAAAAACAUGGGUGAGUUUGGUAGAGUUGGUUGACAGGGAAGACAAACAAGGAAGUGGAAAGGAUGGCGCUCCGGGCAGCAGGGAGUCAUUUGUGGCUCUUUCAAAGGACCUGUUUAAAGAUAUCCUCCAUUCAGACACAGAGACUUGUCAGAUUUAAAGCUACCAGUCCAGUCGAAAUGAGCCAUCUGGAUCAUUUGGUGUUGACCGUGAAAAGCGUCCCAGACACCAUCAACUUUUAUACCUCAGUCCUCGGCAUGGAAGAAAUCACUUUCAAAGGAAACCGCAAGGCUCUUAGUUUUGGGCAGCAGAAAUUUAACCUCCACCAACUCGGCCAAGAGUUUGAUCCAAAAGCCAAACAUCCGACUUCAGGCUCAGCUGACCUGUGCCUCAUCACUAAAACCCCUCUGGCUGUUGUAGCUGCACAUCUAAAGGCUUGUGGGGUGAAUAUUGAAGAGGGUCCAGUGGAAAGAAGUGGCGCUGUGGGACCCAUCACCUCACUUUAUUUCAGAGACCCUGAUCACAACCUCAUUGAAGUGUCAAACUACGACCAUUGAGUUUCUCACCCUCACUGCACAAUCAGUGUUUUGACUAUGAAGUGUUUUAGUCAAAAUGACUGGAAACAUCAGCCAGCUCUGAAGCUCUACUUUGCUUUCUGUGUGUGUAUCCUGUGUCAGUGACGUUGGGUCAGAAAUGGGAAACUAAGUCAUAUGCCAAAUACCUUAACUUUGACAAUAAAAUAAAAAUCUAACAAUUUUCUUUAA